This is a messenger RNA of Volvox carteri f. nagariensis, 2675 nucleotides long. RefSeq lists its product as uncharacterized. Gene Ontology annotation, molecular function: ATP binding; ATP hydrolysis activity. The record is from RefSeq and is a predicted model, not a curated record. NCBI's taxonomy places the organism in Eukaryota, Viridiplantae, Chlorophyta, Chlorophyceae, Chlamydomonadales, Volvocaceae. Gene Ontology annotation, biological process: negative regulation of translational elongation. The transcript has 24 exons. Bases 1 to 2253 code for a protein of 750 amino acids.
AUGCUGUCGCCGUCCUUGCGUUCUGGCCGCAUGGCCUGGAAGUCCAGCCCCUUCACGCUCAUCCCUAGCAUCGGUCGUCGCUUUUGCGUAAAUGUGCACGCUGCUAAAAAGAAGAGCGGCCCCAAGACUGCAGUUCACUUCCGCAUCCAUAACCCUAGAAAUGGGAACCGUCCGCGCAUGCUGGAGUCGCCCGCGGGGGGCUGCCAUGUGAAUCCCGGGGGGGGGGGGGAGGAGCUCCCCCCUCCACCGGGCCCGCGCGUGGUGGUGGUGGUGGUGGUGGUGGUGGUGGCGGCAGCAGCACGCCCACCAAGUACAAGAGCCCGGGGGAAGUGCGGCAGCUCUCGUCCCGCAUCACGUAUUCCCCUUCGACCGCCUUUUGCCCCGAUGCUUCAGGGAGGUGCCUACAAAGAAGAGACCCGCAAGAUCAUCUUGUCGUUGGAGCGAGUUCGCAAGGUGGCCCCGGGAGGCAAGGAGCUCCUCAAGGGUGUCAGUUUGGGCAUGUACCUCGGAGCCAAGAUCGGAGUGCUGGGGGCAAACGGAGCGGGCAAGUCGACCCUGAUGAAGAUUUUGGCUGGAGUGGACACAGCGCUGGCGGAUGGCCGAAUCGUAAUGGCACCCGGGAUCAAGAUCGGCUACCUGUCACAAGAGCCGGAGCUUAACGACGGUGACACCGUCAUUUCCAACAUUGAACCUGCGUUGAAGAAUGUACGCGAUAAGCUGGCGCAGUACGAGGCGCUCAGUCUGCAGAUGGGUGAGCCAGGAGCUGAUCUUGACGCCCUGUCUAGCAAGAUGGAUCGGUUACAGGUGGGCGUCGAGGGCUAUUCCGGUGGGGGGGGGAGAAGGGAGUGGGGCGCAAAGAUUUGGCAAACGUUUCUAGGAUCUGCUGCUGAGGACUGCUGGGAGGAGACGCGGAGGAGGUUUGAGAAUGGAAUUAGCGUCGGAUUUCCGGUCGAGGGAUGGCGGGAUGAGGCCGAGCUUGACACCAUCAAUGGCUGGGAAGUGGAGAGGACUUUGGAGCAGGCCAUGGACGCGCUUCGGUGCCCUCCACCUGACGCUUUGGUGAAACACCUGUCCGGAGGUGAACGUCGCCGUGUUGCCCUGUGUCGCCUGCUGCUGUCCGCCCCGGACAUUUUGCUGCUGGACGAGCCAACGAACCACCUUGACGCGGAGAGCGUGGCGUGGCUGGAGAGAUCUUGUGAUUCUGGACACGUACAUCCUUGUUUCGCCCCCGAUUUGGACUUUGAUUGCUCCCUGCUGUUUUUAGCCUUUCCCAUCUUUAAGGUUUCUAUGGGUUGGAUCUUGGAGCUGGAUCGCGGUGCGGGCAUCCCCUUCGAGGGCAAUUACUCGGUAAUUGAGCGGGCAAAGGGGCAGCAGAAGAAGGGAGCCGCUCGCAUGAGGCGGUACGACGAACUGGUUUCGCAACAGGCGUCGUACGUCAAGCAGGCACAGCUCGACAGCAUUACCAUUCCACAGGGCCCGCGACUUGGCGACUUGGUACUUGAGGUGGAGGGUCUUCGGAAGUCCUUUGAUGACCGGUUGUUGAUCGACGACGCCGUCUUCAACAUCCCGCCGGGUGCGGUGGUGGGAAUCAUUGGCGGAAACGGAGCCGGCAAGUCGACACUCUUCCGGAUGAUCAUGAAGCAGCAGACUCCUGACGGUGGCCAUUUGCGGCUGGGCGACACCGUGGUGCCAAUGUACGUGGAUCAGAGCCGGGAGGCGCUCGCGGCGGACAGGACCGUAUACGAGGAGAUUGCAGACGGCAAGGACGAGGUGAGCGCCACGUUUAGGUUUAGUCAGGACCAGGCUCCUGGAGGGGAUAGGGGGGGGUCGACCCUAGGCGGUCGUCUGAUCAACGCUCGCGCCUACUGCUCGUGGUACAACUUUAAAGGAGCGGACCAGCAGAAGAAGGUUGGCAGCUUGUCAGGUGGUGAGCGCAACCGGUUGCAUCUGGCCAAGACUCUGAAGCAGGCCGGCAACUUGCUCUUGCUGGACGAGCCGACCAACGACCUAGACGUAGAUACACUUCGGUGUUUGGAGGAGGCUAUUUUGAACUUUGCUGGCACCACCCUCAUCAUUUCACACGACCGGUGGUUCCUGGACCGAGUUGCCACCCAUAUCCUCGCCUUCGAGGGAGACUCCAAGCUGCACUUCUUCGCGGGCGGCUACAGCGACUACGAGGAGGACAGGAGGCGGCGACUGGGCAGCGGGUCAGCGCCCAGCAGGCUCAAGUUCCGCAAGCUAGCGACCGUGUAGGGCUGACGGCAACGGCAACGAUGAUGUUUACUGAUAGAAUACCUGAUGCUGGCAAUCCUGAUAGGGUACUGGUGAUGAUGAUUGUGAUGGCGGCGUUGGUGAGGUUGAUGGUGCUGCUGAUGGUGCUUGGGGGUGAGGGUGACACACACUGAUGAUGAUGAUGAUGCGUAGUGGCGUUUUAGGUAGAGUGUGUGUAGAGCAGUGGCAGUUUAGCGGCAGGGGGGCGGGAUGGACUGGGUAGACCUCGGUUCGCCCGAAGUGGUGGAGCCCACCACACAACAACAACAACAACAACAACAAGAACAAGGCAGCCUGCCAGGGUGCACGGGUGCAUGAUGGUGCGUGAUUUACGGACUGUUUUCGGAUAAAACGGAACAGUCAUGAUCUUUCGGCCAUGACAAGGAGAAAGAAAACGUUUCCGG